AUGGCUUGUCCCGGUAAGGAGGGUACUCCGUUGCCCUACACUGCCUCCCCGAUCAAGUUACUCUGGAGUGAUUUGUCCCUGUUCAUCUCGAAGUUAUGGGCACUUCCGGGUAUCUUCUUGCCCCUGAAUAUAGGUCGCAUGCAUGAGUGGAACGAGUUUUAUCCUUCAUUCCGCAAUGGAGCUACCGUGUUAAUCCAUAUAUUUCUCGUGGCUUAUCAACUUGUUUUCCUGAUCUCGCUACCGAUCAUGGUAGUCUGUAUGAUUCCAGGUCUAUGGGUCCUUGCCUACUCUGUUAUUGGGUUCACUAUCAAUUAUGCAAUUGUUAUGCUGUCGUUGAACGGCUUCCAGCAGGUCCUGGUGUCCCAAGUUCCCGUGGUCGAGCGACCAGGUCAUGAGCGGGAGCGUUGGCUGUAUAUAAAUGGAAUUGCAGCUGGGCAUCACUGGGUACAAAUGAACAUCGAUCAACUGUCAUACAUUUUUGGUCGGAAAGUGACGGGCGUGCACAAUCGCACCGCCGGCAUUGUCUUCGAUCUCAUCGAAUGUUUGGUUCAACGAGAUUUUGCAUAUGCUACUGGCGAUAUACGACGAGCGUAUGCCUUGGUCAAGGAAGCUCUCUUGGACCCAGAAUGUGACAAAGUGCUUCUACUUCUUCACAGUCAAGGCGGUAUUGAAGGGGGACUUGUCGUGGACUGGCUUCUGGAUGAGCUACCACAUGAUCUCCUUCAUCGCUUGGAGUGCAUCAGUUUGGUCAAUCCAUUGGCCAUAUCGAGCAUUACGCCAACGCAACUGAUAUUGUGGCUCUGGGGGGGUGUGCUCCACUUUGUGGACAUCCCAAAUCGAUAUAUGGGCCGGCUGUUCGUGCGCCCAAAUUCAGGCCACCUACUCAACAUGCAUUACCUGGACAACAUGUUCACUCUAGGCCCCGAUAUGAGAGUCCUUGACUCCAAUCCAUUCAUGGAAAUGGAAGUCGAGCCAUGGGCAACCGCCGGUAUCAAUGGAUAUGAUGGCCCUCCACAUCGAAUCAGGUAUCAACCCACGAUAGCCCGAGACGAGGCGUUUCUUCCCGCUGCACUGAGCCUGCAACGAUCACAAACUAAUGGAGUGGGGCAAUUACUACGUGUCAAGGACUUCAGUCGACUCUGGCAGUAUAGAAAUGGAGGACAUCCGAAAGACACAGAGACACGACACGAUAAUGACACCCACGAGCACGUCUAUAUUUAA
Penicillium coprophilum is the source of this 1221-nucleotide messenger RNA. RefSeq lists its product as uncharacterized. Bases 1 to 1221 code for a protein of 406 amino acids. The record is from RefSeq and is a predicted model, not a curated record. The transcript is spliced from 4 exons. NCBI's taxonomy places the organism in Eukaryota, Fungi, Ascomycota, Eurotiomycetes, Eurotiales, Aspergillaceae.